AUGGCACCAGAACCAGCACCAGCAGGACCAGCAAGCAUGGUGGACGGCGAGACGGCGUUGGUGGUGAACAGGGGUCAGCAGGGUCAGCAGGGUCAGCAGGGGUGGGAAAGGAAACAGCCACCGUCGAGCCCACUAGAGCCUGCCAGCACUAGCUUUUCCUAGCCCCAGCACGCCCCAGCCUCCGACCUUUUAACGAGGCCACCGCUGCUCGCUCCGCCAACCCAUUUUUCUCCUGGGCCACUCACAACUCUUCUUUCCUUUCCAUCAACACCACACGCAACCAAUCAUCGCACCCAUCAAAUCACCGUCCAGAACCCCUCCAAAAAGGCUCGACAAAGUUGAUUUAUCGAUAGCUGCAAAGUGCCAGUGUCAAGCGCAAGCGCAACCUCAAGCUACGCCCACGCCCACGCUCAAGUCGUUGGUCACCGACGAGUCAACAGCCGUCGAGCGUCAAUUCCCGGCGCGUCGGUUCUCGUACGGUGCCUGUACGUACUGUGCUCUGUACGUACUGUGCUCUGUACGUACUGUGCUGCACUCUUCACUCGAGUGCGCACUCGUACUCUCGUCUCGUGGGACAAGAGCCAAGUUGCCGACCAACACUCAUCACCCAGCACCACCGCACUCGUGCCCUCGUACCUGGAGCGUCGCAGCAGCCUGUUCACGCUCUGCACGGAACACAACCAAUCGACCAUACCCAAACUCUCGCAAUAUCGUCAUCUUCACCAUCGCCGGUCCAGUCACCGUCGCGACAAGCACCAUCACCAGCGCAAUUGGCCCUCAACACCACCCCGUGAUUCUUCACUGCUGCGGGAAGGAUUCUUGCUGGAUUCCAUUCAUUGCAACCAGAGACUCGAGAAUUCUCGCAUCGCAAGGUGAGUCGCUCCCAGUGACCCGGUGUACUGCCGCUGCGGAAAAUUAACUCCCAGCGUGCGAGCUCCCAAGAUCUAGCGAUCGCAUCGCGCAGGUUGCGACGGAGAGGCGCGCACGCCAACCGUUGUCGCUGUGGGAGACAUAA
Molecule: messenger RNA, 1015 nt
Organism: Hymenoscyphus albidus
Lineage: Eukaryota; Fungi; Ascomycota; Leotiomycetes; Helotiales; Helotiaceae
Source: the annotation of a GenBank genome assembly